AAAGUACCACAAAGGAAGCCUUCUCUCCACUUUACUUUCAUCACACCUAUAUCCAUCAAUCAACAACCCCACCUCUCCAGCUUCAUCUUGCUCACGAUUCAGACACCAAAAAACCAUGUCAAUAGUCCCAAUUGGUAACCAAGGCGGUGCAAUCACAAAUCCCGCCUCUUUAGACACAUGGGAUCCUGAAGACUUCUUCACUUCACUGGAUCUUUGGGACCCAUUUCAAAACUUCCCAUUCCCUUCCUUGUUUUCCACUCACUUUCCUGCCUUUCCAACGCAAACCCAAGUGAACUGGAAGGAAACAUCAAGGGCCCAUGUGUUCAGAGCUGUGUUUCCUGGGUUUGGUAGAGAAGAUGUGCUUGUUUAUAUUGAUGAUGAUGAUAUGCUUCAAAUAAGUACCGAGGAUGGUAAGUUCAUGAGCAAAUUCAAGUUGCCUGAUAAUGCUAGAAGGGAUCAGAUUAAGGCUGAUAUGGUGAAUGGAGUGCUUGCUGUUACUAUUCCUAAGCAAGAAGUUGCCAGUUAUAGGCCCGAUGUUAGGGUUGUUGAGAUUGAAGGUUCUGACUGAAAAUCAAGUGUUGAUUAAGGACUAUAAUGUAAUUUACGUGAUGAGGCUGUAAUUAGAGUUUGUAGCAGUGUGGUGUGGCAUGUCACAUGGUGUACCGUGUAUCGUUCUUUUUUUUUUUUGUUCUUUUAAUUUAAUAUAGCUGUUCGGGUUAAUUUUUAUAUACCUUAACUAAUCUUACCGUUGUAAAAUUAAUAAUCAUCUAAGUAUUAUUCAGUAUCAUUUUUUU
Messenger RNA from Populus trichocarpa (black cottonwood), 794 nucleotides. Its product is annotated as 18.5 kDa class I heat shock protein. The transcript has a single exon. The record is from RefSeq and is a predicted model, not a curated record. The coding region runs from base 116 to 568 and encodes 150 amino acids. Gene Ontology annotation, biological process: protein complex oligomerization; response to hydrogen peroxide; response to heat. Lineage: Eukaryota; Viridiplantae; Streptophyta; Magnoliopsida; Malpighiales; Salicaceae.